Molecule: messenger RNA, 1764 nt
Organism: Aureobasidium vineae
Lineage: Eukaryota; Fungi; Ascomycota; Dothideomycetes; Dothideales; Saccotheciaceae
Source: the annotation of a GenBank genome assembly
AUGCCUGUCACGCUCAGUUCACACCACAGAUGGCACGUGCCUGACCAACACAUGCCGAACAUUGCGACUUUUGCAGAUGCCACAAUCAACGACGGGCCAACGCUGGUGCAGCGCUCAGCUGAGUCCUCGCCCACGUCGACUUGCAAGGCUGGAGACAACACGGGAACGUGCCAGAAGCCGACGACUGCUGGCAACACAACCAGCAUCAUCAUCGGUGUGGCCGUAGCACGCGUCAAGCGCAAGCACGCACAGGAAGACCGUGACGACAAGUACAAGUCGCUCGACUUUGGCCUAGACAAUGUGCCGGCCGGCGGUAGAGGGCGCAAGGGCGUGCCCGAGAUGACCGUCACCGACAUGGAGAAGUCGAUGAAGCACGCCAUGCACACCAAGGGACUCUCGCUCGACAUGAUGAACACGCCAUACCUGAUGCCUGCUGCCGUCAACAGCUCGUCCUCAUCGCUGCACACGAUAUCUCGCUCAAUCACAGACGGCGAAGACCCCUACCGUCCUGUGACCAUGAUCAGCACCCACUCCAACUCGAUCCCCGACCGCACCUCUUCACGUCCCAAGCCUGGCAAUGCUUCUGUCUACACCGACAUCAGCGAGCGCUCUGACAACCUCAAUGCCGGACUUUUGUCCAACGCUCAACGCAUGUCUGUUUCCAACCCCUUCAUGGACCAGUCUCCUGAACGCACCCACUCACCAGCCUACCCGGCCGCUGCUCCCGCUCCUCCACCGCCGGCCCACGUGAACACUUCAUUCUCCAACUCUGCUACUCCUCGUAACAAGCCUGCUCCGCCAAAGCUCGCCAUGCCCGAUCCCGAUGUCUUCCACGUCACUCCACCUUCGCCGCCAGAACACCAGCGUGCUCCUGCUCCCCUUGCUCACCAACAAGAUGCCGCUGCUGCUCGUUAUCCUGCCGACGACUAUGCUCAAGACGCUCUGCACGCUGCCGCUCCUGAUGCACGUCGUGUAUCUGUCAUGGGACUUCGUCCUCUUCCUCCGGAUCAUCCUGACGACAAUCCUGAACAGCGUGCCAACCGUAUCCGCUCCUUUUACAAGGAAUACUUCGACGACAGCAGACCCAACCCUGAAGGACAGUACCAGAACGAGUAUGAGGCCGACAUCUACGCCGACUACACUGCCUACAUGCACGAAGCUCCCCAAGCUCCAUUCGCCCAGCCCAUGGCCCGCCGUGCCAUGACNCCNCCUCCCCGUGUGGGUGGAGGCCGCGUCCGUAGCAACACAUCUUUUGGUUCAACCGGCCACAUCGCCAACCCUGCUUUCCGCCGUCCUGCUCAGCAACCCAAGAAGAAGCUGCCCCCACCUAUUGCUCUGCACGCCCUGCCCACUCCUUCUGCUCUGACCGACGACAUGACUUUCACCCCCACCCUCUUUGCUCCUCCCGUCUCCUACCGUGAUCGUCAAGCCGGUCGCACACCAGACAGCCCCUCAAGACCUUACAGCCCUUCAGUCCGCGCUUUCACACCUCUGGCAACGAGCUUUGACGAUCUUGCCNNACACGCUCUCCGCAAAUCUUCGACCUUCACUGCUCUAGACUUUGCUCCCCCACCACGCUUCCGUAACGAAGGUACCGCAAGUGAUGCUGGCAGUAUCCGCAGCAAUCGCAGUGGCAUCUCCAAUGUCCAGCAGAACGCCAUUCGUGCCGGUGCUUACCGCGUCAGCCGUCUGCCCAACGACAUGGUUGGCACACAAAGCGAUCUUAACGCAGCCCUCAAGCCCACCUGGGACAUGAGCCGCUAA